AUGGGUCUUGGUAAUACUAUUAUUGAUGAGAAUGAUGCCUCAAACCAAGACCGUGCUAAGGCCAUGAUUUUCCUUCGUCGUCAUUUAGAUGAAGGAUUAAAAGUAGAGUAUCUUACUGUCAAAGAUCCUCUUGUCCUUUGGCGAGAUUUGAAAGAAAGAUUCGACCACCUGAAGUUGGUCGUUCUUCCAAAAGCCCGAUUUGAUUGGCUCCACUUACGACUACAAGAUUUCAAAUCUGUCAACGAAUAUAAUUCAGCCAUGUUCAGAAUUACUUCUCAAUUAUCAUUGUGUGGCGAAAAAGUCACUGAUGAAAAUAUUCCAUUCCCUGAAGCGAAUGGGACUCAAUUUCAAAAUUCUGGUCGAGGUCGUGGACGUGGCCGUAGAGGUGGCCGUGGAAGAGGCCGUGGACGUGGCCGUGGCCGUGUACGUGAUCGUAGUAGAUUUGUGCCUCGUGAAGAUUAUAGCCGUGGCAAGCAACAAAAUAUUUCCCAAAAAGGAGAAAAUAACUACGAUCCGAAAGAAGGAGAAAAGAAAGUUUAUGAAGAAAAAUGCUACCGAUGUGGUAUGGAAGGUCACUGGUCCCGUACCUGUCGUACGGCUGAACAUCUUGUUGACCUCUAUCAAGCAUCAUUGAAAAAGAAGGACAAAAAUGUCGAGACAAAUUUUAUCGACCAAAAGGAUGCUUAUGAUGAUGAUGAUGUUGACAUGACACACCUGGAUAUUGCCGAUUUCUUUGAGCAUCCUGAAGAUGCAAAAUGA
Messenger RNA from Coffea arabica (coffee), 759 nucleotides. RefSeq lists its product as uncharacterized. The record is from RefSeq and is a predicted model, not a curated record. Gene Ontology annotation, molecular function: nucleic acid binding; zinc ion binding. Lineage: Eukaryota; Viridiplantae; Streptophyta; Magnoliopsida; Gentianales; Rubiaceae.